Molecule: messenger RNA, 1677 nt
Organism: Kwoniella shivajii
Lineage: Eukaryota; Fungi; Basidiomycota; Tremellomycetes; Tremellales; Cryptococcaceae
Product: T-complex protein 1 subunit alpha
Exons: 9
Coding region: 1-1677 (558 amino acids)
Biological process (GO): protein folding
Cellular component (GO): chaperonin-containing T-complex
Molecular function (GO): ATP-dependent protein folding chaperone; ATP hydrolysis activity; ATP binding
Source: RefSeq, a predicted model, not a curated record
AUGUCUACUGCGAUGUAUCAACGUGAUCCCCGAGCGGGCCUCUUCUUGGGUGGAACAAGAACAAGUGGUGCCGAAGUCAGAGAUGCAAAUGUCAUGGCUUGUCAAACUGUAUCGAAUAUCCUGAAAUCCUCUUUGGGACCAGUUGGUCUGGACAAAAUGCUCGUUGAUAACGUUGGAGAUGUCACUAUCACCAAUGAUGGAGCUACCAUCUUAUCGUUAUUGGAAGUCGCCCAUCCCGCUGCCCGAAUCUUAGUAUCCCUAGCUACUCAACAAGACAAGGAAAUAGGAGAUGGUACUACCUCAGUUGUACUUUUGGCUUCGGAAUUACUCAGAAGAGCAAAUGAAUUAGUCAGGAACAAGAUUCACCCUACCACUGUCAUCACUGGUUAUAGACUCGCAUGUAAAGAAGCUUGUCGAUUUAUGGCUGAACAACUCUCAACUAAAGUUGACAAACUUGGUAAAGAUUCUUUGAUCAAUGUCGCUAAAACUUCCAUGAGUUCAAAGAUCCUUGCUGCAGACGAUGACUUUUUCGCACCACUCGCCGUGGAGGCUAUGCUUGCUGUCAAGACCAUCAACGCCAAAGGAGAGAAGAAGUACCCUGUCAAAGCAGUAAACGUUCUUAAGGCUCACGGUAAAUCCGCCAGAGAAAGUUUCAUGGUUAAAGGUUACGCUUUGAACUGUACCGUUGCUUCUCACGCUAUGAAACUCCGAGUCACUGGCGCUAAGAUCGCAUGUCUCGAUAUGAACCUCGCGAAACAACGAAUGCACUUGGGCGUACAUAUCACUAUCGAUGAUCCUGAACAAUUAGAAGCUAUCCGAGCAAGGGAGUCUGAGAUUACUUUGGAGAGAGUUAGAAAGAUCUUAGCCGCAGGAGCUAAUGUAGUUCUGACCACAAAGGGAAUCGACGAUUUGUGUUUGAAAGAAUUUGUCGAAGCUGGUGCUAUGGCAGUUCGAAGAUGUAGAAAGGAAGAUUUAAGAAGAAUUGCAAAAGCUACUGGAGCGCAAUUAAUCUCAUCAUUAGCGAAUUUAGAAGGUGAAGAAACUUUCGAACCUAGUUCAUUAGGUUUCGCAGAUGAAGUUUCACAAGAAAGAGUUUCAGAUGAUGAGUUAAUCUUAGUAAAAGGAACCAAAACUGUCAACUCCUCUUCAAUCAUUUUGAGAGGUGCAAAUGAUUAUAUGUUGGAUGAGAUGGAAAGGGCUUUACACGAUUCCUUAUCAAUAGUCAAGAGAACUUUGGAAAGUGGAAGUGUUGUUCCAGGUGGUGGUGCAGUCGAGACUGCCCUAAGUAUCUAUUUGGAGAAUUUCGCUACUACCUUGGGAUCACGUGAACAACUCGCUAUUGCAGAAUUCGCUUCAGCACUUUUAACUAUACCCAAAACACUCGCCAUGAACGCAGCGAAAGAUUCAACUGACUUAGUAGCUAAACUAAGAGCAUAUCACAAUGCUGCUCAAAACGCACCUUUGACAGAUCCAAAGAGAGGUUUAAUGUUUUAUGGAUUAGAUUUGAUCAAUGGUCAAGUAAUCGAUAAUAGACAACAAGGUGUUUUGGAACCUACUAUAUCAAAGAUAAAAUCGUUAAAGUCAGCUUUGGAAGCUGCUACUUCUUUAUUGAGAAUAGAUGAUAGUAUUCAAGUAGCACCUGAAAGGAAAGAACAAGUCGAUGAACAUGGUCAUUAA